GGCUCAGCUGAUCUAGUAAACAAACCGCUGGCAUCAUCUGUUUUGCCAGUUUUUGCCGCUAUAAACAACACAAGAAAAUACCGGUAAACUUCUUUCACGAAAUCAGUAUCUAAAUCUGUGAUGUUUGGUGAGCUUUGUGUGUGUGAUUGAAAAACAUAUUAGAGACAGUUGUCACUGCUGCUAAUUCUACGAGUGCGCUGCCUUGAAGAAGAUGACGGACUUUUGUGAACUUACGCUGCACCGCAAAGGGUUUUAUGGUGUCGACUUUAGCAAGGAUUUCGACCGCAUCAAGUGCGUUGUGUUUGAUAUGGAGGGACUGUGGAUGGAAGAGGUGCCCGUGGCAACGCUGAUCAAGCGCCAGAAAGAACGAAACCCAACCAUGGACUGUACGGAGGCACUGAUCGAUCAGACCCUUCUUGAGGCCGGUUGCAGUGGCAACUACAGCGCGACCAUUGCCGAAGCGGGUGUUCACUUUACGGCCAAAUACUAUCUGGAAAAUUACCCUAUCACGUUUCAGUUCUUUCUCGUGCCCGCACGGGCGCAAGGAAUUUCCUGUCACUACAUCAAACCGCUGUGGCGGACGGUGCUCUUGCAGUACGCACAAAUACGAGCCCUCGCGGAAGAGCUGAAACGCAAGGAUGCAGAAAUUGCCCAGUAUCAGGCGGAAGGGGCUCGGCUAAGCAGGACCAGCGUGCAGACGGUCCCGUUCGAUGAGCAAACGUUCCGGCACGAGUUUCCCAUGAAGCUGCCCAAACAGUCCAUCCGAAUAGAGCACCUUUUGGAGAGUAGCGUUCAUCGUGGUAAGCUGAUGAAAACGCUGGACAUUGAAGAGACCGGUAUGGAUGGUUCGGCAAAGAGCAAGGCCAGACUGUCGAUUCCUACCACACAGUCGAUCAGUUCACCCUCGAGGCGGAAGAAGAAACGUGCGAGAAUUUUAGCGCCCACCGACCUUACCAAACAAAACAUUGAGUACGACAACGAAGAGGAUGAUUCGUAGGCGCAGCAGCACAGAGAACAUUCGCUAGGAAUGAUUGAUCGAAAUGCAUUACCCGGGCACUCGGGUCGAAUUUCUCGCUUUUGGGUGGAUAUUCGAUAUCGAACGAUUUGUAAGUCAGUAGCAAAGCUUAUCAAGCACUAUAUUGUUUAAAUUAGUACUAAUCUUACCCCACAUUGUCUGGCUUAUAUAGGAUGCACAGUGCGUGUUCAGUCAAUUCAGGCCAACUACGAUUUUGUUUGUAUUUUGGAGCUAAUACACCAGUUGUUUCUUUAUAAAUGUCCCCAAUUUAAUGCCUGUUUUUUUUUUAGCAAAAAUCACAUUUCUAGUAAAUGUAUAGGGAGAAGGUAGCAGAAAACACUGAUAAGUUUUUAUAGCUAUAGAAGAUAGGCUGACAAUUAGAAGAGAAGUCCGUGAAGUUGAAGAUCUUUUCAAAAUUUCAGAUGCCCGGAAUUGACUGACAUGUACUGGUUAGUUGUGUUAUCCUUGUAUGAUUAUUUCAAUUUCAUUUUAAGACUAUUUUUUUUAGCAAAAUAUUCAUAUUCAAGACCCGUUCUAAAUACAAGUGAACAAUAUUGUGUCCCAUUAAUCAGUCACGUGUAAUCGAUACUCGAUAAUGGGGGCCUUUCCGUUUUAAGCUCUUAGGCUGAAAUUUCAGCCUGUCAGCUUUUUGCAUUGUAUAUCAGUUUUCGAGCAGCUAUCAAAGUGGGUAUAAUAUACAGGUGGGCUUAUCCCAAGGUGUAUGAAUUUAGAAGACUGAUUUUUAUCGCUUCUGUUUCUGAAUGAAGAUUUUAAGAGUGUUUUAUGUAUUCGUCAUGCCUUCAGAAAGCUUGUUUGAACAAAAGUGUUCACCCAUCCUGUCAAAAAGUGAUAUUCAAAUUUGGUUAUAAAACAUGCUAUUAGACCACCUGGACUACAUGCACUUUGAUUCUGGAUUCCAUCACCAGAUCUGUUUAAUGCACCUUGGGAUAAAUGUAAACAAACCCGUGUUUUCGAGCAGGUACUCGAAUCUAAUUCUAGCUUUGUGGCUAGAAUAAUCUAGACUGAAAAUUGCAGGCUAGUUUUUUGUGUGGUUUUGUAUGGAGUGUUGACAUGAUUUCAGCCUCCAACUGUCAAACUCCAUACAAAAAACUAACUAGAAUCGUGAAGGCCCCCAAUAAUCGAAUCAUAACAAAUUCUGGGAGCUUUAGUCCUCUCAAUUUGUUGAAGUUUAUCUUAAGAAUCCCUUUCCAU
Anopheles gambiae (African malaria mosquito) is the source of this 2227-nucleotide messenger RNA. RefSeq lists its product as uncharacterized. Gene Ontology annotation, cellular component: DNA ligase IV complex; nucleus. The transcript has a single exon. NCBI's taxonomy places the organism in Eukaryota, Metazoa, Arthropoda, Insecta, Diptera, Culicidae. Bases 212 to 997 code for a protein of 261 amino acids. Gene Ontology annotation, molecular function: DNA end binding. The record is from RefSeq and is a predicted model, not a curated record. Gene Ontology annotation, biological process: double-strand break repair via nonhomologous end joining.